Molecule: messenger RNA, 1843 nt
Organism: Drosophila virilis
Lineage: Eukaryota; Metazoa; Arthropoda; Insecta; Diptera; Drosophilidae
Gene: GstT4
Product: Glutathione S transferase T4
Cellular component (GO): cytoplasm
Source: RefSeq, a predicted model, not a curated record
AGCUCAGUCUAAAAACAGCAGUUAGAGCGAUUGACCAGUCAGCUGCUAGUCCUGCUACUAAAACUAAUUACAUUCGUUUGUUUUUGUUAUUUUGUUAUUUUGUUAUUUUGCUUAUUCGUGUUUGGAAUUCGAACUUUUGUCUUUUGUUCGCGUUUUGUGUUGCGCCAGCUUUUAUCGCUGCAGAAAAAAAAAAAAAUCACAGAAUUAAAUAAUUAAGUUAUUAUUAUAGGAAUACAAAAACAAAAUGACGCAACCGGUAAAGUUCUAUUUCGAUUUUUUAAAUCAGUCCAGCCGAUCCCUCUACAUACUUUUGGAGGCAUCAAAAAUUCCAUUCGAAGCAAUACCUAUUUCUAUGGUCAAAGGUGAGCACUUAACGGGCGAGUUUCGAGACAAGGUCAAUCGGUUUCGCAAGCUGCCCGCAAUCACUGAUCAGGGAUAUCAGCUGUCCGAGAGCGUGGCCAUCUUCCGUCAUCUAGCUCGCGAGAAGCUAGUGCCCGAGCACUGGUAUCCGCAUCGUUAUCUGGGUCGCAGCCGCAUCGAUGAGUUUCUUGCUUGGCAGCAGUCCAAUAUGGCGGUGGCCUGUACCGAUUAUUUUCAGCAAAAAUGGCUGGUGCCUUACCUGCAGAAAACACGACCUUCCGAUAGUGCGGUUAAUGUAGCUAGCAAGCAGCUGGAGCACACACUUAACGACUUUGAGGAGCUGUUCCUGAAUUCUCGAAAAUUCAUGUUGGGCGAUAACAUAUCCUAUGCGGAUUUGAGUGCAAUCUGUGAAAUUGACCAGCCCAAGUGCAUUGGCUUCAAUGCCUUUAAAAAUCGAAACAAGCUGGCGCGCUGGUAUGACAUGGUGCGCGAAGAGCUGGGACCCUAUUACAAAAAUGUCCACAAGGAGUUCGAGUCCAAGUUAAAACUGAACAAUGGACAGCAGCAGCUCGGCGAGGCGCACGCCCUAAAGCAAUGACGAAUUACCAGAUAGCCUUGUUUUAAUUAUAUAUGUAUAUACCCUGUACACAUUGAAAAUGGUAUUAUGGUUUUGCGCAAAUGUAUGUACCAGGCAGAAGGAGGCAUCUCCGUUCCCAUAAAAUAUUUAGUAUAUCCAUGUUUGUUUGUCUGCCCUUUUUGUCUGUAUCUAUGAAAACUAUGCCGCCAGUUUUCGGGCAUUCUGGAUUAAACUUUGCCUCGGUCCAUCGUUUUUAUCAGUCAGUGUCUGAGAAAAACGUUAUGUUUCGAGGUAACAUUUAAGCGUAGGAAAAUAGAGUUUUAGAUAGUAACAUAUCGUUCAUCUGCUUUAUGUGUGCAAGGGUAAAUAUUAUUCGGUCUCCGAAAAUAAUUGUUUAUUUUUUUUUUCUUUCGAUUACCUUAGUCAGAAGCUUAUUUAAUAAUAUGUACACUAAAGACGCGUUAGCCGUUAAUUAUUAUAUCUGUAAAUACUUAGAAAAUAAUGUUCAAAUAUCAUAUAAUAUUCCGAAAAAAUUAAACUAAGAUGGCCAAGUGUGUUUUCACACUUUUUUUACAAGUAAACUUCAUGACUAAAAUUCCAAGAUAUAUAGACACACUUUGAGAGUUGGGCUUUGGACUGAAGCUAUAGAGUAACUAAACCCAAAUAAUUAAAGGCUCUUUUAUACCUGUUUCGGCUUUUUAUUCCACUGUAAUUAGAGCAUUGUGCAGUCGGUUGCACCCAACUGUAAUGUAGUACUUGUUGCAAUUUACCACUUAAAUAAACUUGUUUUGUUUUUAUUUUUAUAGUUAUACUAAAAUACCUUAUAUAUUAUUGUACUAAUGAGCCGCAUCUAAUAAGAUAUAUGUACUCAAAUUUAAAUUCAAAAUAAAUUGCACUUUAAUCAAA